Uloborus diversus is the source of this 1129-nucleotide messenger RNA. RefSeq lists its product as uncharacterized. NCBI's taxonomy places the organism in Eukaryota, Metazoa, Arthropoda, Arachnida, Araneae, Uloboridae. The record is from RefSeq and is a predicted model, not a curated record. The transcript has 8 exons. The coding region runs from base 22 to 1095 and encodes 357 amino acids.
GUUACGUGUUCACCAAAAUGGAUGAUUGUAACAGUAAACGUAAAUUCCACAUCUGCAACAGUGUACUUAGAAAAGCUCAAACUAUAUCCAGGUUGUCAGCCUGAACAACUAGAAGGAACUACAUUUUUAUUUAGGUUGCCUUUAGAUAACAUUUAUUCAUGUGGUACAACAAAAAUGCUCAAUAAGCUUACGGGCGUUCGCAUUUAUUAUCACAGAAUCAUGGUUGAACAUCCGAAAGAAGAACUGCAGAUGAUUUUGGUAUCAUGCAGUUUGCCUCCUACCCACAACACAUCUAAUCCAGAGGUGAUGCUGACCAGAUACCGUAGAAAUAUCCUCCCAGAGAAUUUUGUAGAGCCUGACCAUGUGAACAUCACGGAUUACAUUGUUGCGCAGGCACCAGUGCCAUACCUUAACAUCGCCGUCCGGCAACAUGGCCGUAUUUUAGACACGACGCUGAAUGUUCAACCUGGAACACCACUGGAAAUGCUUAUUUAUCUGGACAAAAAAAGUGCUGAUACUUAUGGGUUGCUGACCAGUUUUCUAAAGGUAACAGACAGUUCACCAGAACAGGAAGAAGUGAUAAUAAUGAACGGAUGUUCCAUUGAUCCAUACAUUUUUGGCAACUUCCAGUCCCUAGAAAAUGGCGAUGCUCUUUCUGCCAAAUUCCGGGCUUUCAAAUUUCCUGAUGCCAACUAUGUCCUCUUUGUUGGCACAGUCAGCGUAUGCCUUCAGCAAUGCAAAGGCGUGCCAUGUGGCAAUGGUCAGUUGGGCUACGGCAGGAGAAAGCGUUCCAUACCUACAGAUAUACCUCUUGAUCCAAACAAAGUGUUUGAAGUUGAGAUGACCACAUUUCUCAGGGUGGAUUAUGCCCCAGAACAUUUCACUCUUAAUAAAGGUGCGCUGAAAGGUGAUUUUGUUUCACAACAGAAGAAAACGUCUCAAGUAACUAACAUCACUACUUAUAGCACAACAAACGAGAUGGCAGCGCCUCUUGUCAACAGUGCCAUAUGUUCAAUAAGUUGUCCAGUCUCUCUCCUUGCUGUACUUAUGAUUAUACAGUUACACAGUCACAUUUGUUGGAUGAACUGGAAGUGAACUGUAUUGCAUCACGUGUGAUUUAAAGCCUAAU